CUCCGUACUCUGCACAGGUAACGUUUCAUUUGGAAGUAAACUAAUCUUUUUUAGUUCAUUUCAAACCGCUUAAUGUUGCUCUAACUUGUUGCUUGUUAUUAUUUCUUAUGUGUCCAUUUUUUUAGCGAUGGCUUCUGCCAGAAGUGCUGGGGAUAAUUUCCUUUGUUGCAUCUGCCACACAGUUUUCACCAAACCCGUGUCGAUCCCUUGUGGACACAACUUCUGUCUUGACUGUAUCACAGACUACUGGGACAGGAUGACCACCGUGUUCCCGUGUCCACUGUGUAAAGAAGAGUUUCACAUCAGGCCGACGCUUCGGGUUAACACUUUCAUCGCUGAGUUGACGGCACAUUUUCAAAAAAGGAAAUCCUCUGCUGUCCCAGAACAUGCAGGAAAGGUGCUCUGUGGUGUCUGUACAGGGGAGAGGUGUACAGCCCUGAAGUCCUGCUUGGUGUGUUUCAUGUCGUACUGCAGAACACAUCUGGAGCCUCAUCAGAGAAUUUCGGUCUUGAAGAAGCACAAGCUGAUCGACCCGGUUGAGAACCUGGAGAGCAGGAUAUGUCAGAAGCAUGACGAGCCUUUGGGGCUGUUCUGCAUUGCAGAUCAGAUGUUUGUGUGUGACUCCUGUAAACAUCACCAGCAUAAAAAACACAGGAUAGUGACUCUAGAGGAGAUGGCUGAAAUGAUAAAAACCCAGCUGGGGGGAAAAAAGACAGUCGCAGAUGGGAUGAUCCAGACACGGCAGCAGAAAAUUCAAGAGAUUCAAAACUCUGUGGAGGCGAGCAGAACUGACGCAGGGACGGCGCUGUCAUGCAACAUGCAUGUCAUGAGUGCAGUAGUCGAACACAUAAAGAGGUGCCAAGCUCAGCUGAACGAGGUCAUUGAGACAAAGCAAAGCAUUUUCGAAAACGAUGCACACAGAUUAAUUCAAGAUCUGGAGGUCGAAAUUCUGCAAGUAAAGCAGACCAACUCGCAGCUUGAUCAGGUCCUAAAUGACGGCAACCCGUUUACACUCCAUGAAAGGUUCCGUUCUCUCCGCAUCACUGAGUCCCAGGUGAAAGAUUGGUCCGGCGUGAAUCUAAAAAGUGAGCAUUUUUCACUGCAGGGAGCCAUGACCAAGCUGGAGACCACCGUCAAGAGAGAAGUGAGUACGCUGUGUGAUCCUGACUUGAAAGAAAAGCAGCAACAUGCUGUAGAGGUAACUCUGGAUCCUGACACGGCAAAUGUGCAUCUCACUGUUUCUGCAGAUGGGAAACAAGUCGCAGGAGGAGGCAGGAUGACAAAUCUCCCGAACAUCCCACAGAGGUUUGCUUGGGGUGCCCCCAAUGUCCUGGCAAAGGAAGGAUUCUCCUCUGGGAAAUUUUACUAUGAGGUCCAAGUUAAAAAUAGAACACAGUGGAAGUUAGGAGUUGUAAAACAGUCCGUCAAUAGAACGGGUGAAAAACGACUUGGUCCCCAGACUGGUUAUUGGAUGAUUUGGCUGAAGGGGGAAGGUCAAUUUAUAGCCACUGAAGACCCUUGGGUUGACCUCCACAAGAGGGAGACGCUUCAAAGGGUUGGCAUCUUUGUUGACUGCGAGGCGGGUCAAGUUUCUUUCUAUGACGUGGAUGCCAGGGUAAAAAUCUUCACUUUCACUGGAUAUUACUUCGCGGAGAAGCUCUUUCCGUUCUUCAGCCUGUGCUCUGACACGUGCAAAAACUCCGCCCCCUUGAUUAUUACGCCUGUCAAAUACGCCUGAAAAGACAAGCUUUGACCAUAUGAUUGUAAGAAAUGCUGUACAUUGCAUUGAAUUUAAGAUUUAAUUUGUGCUGUUGUCAGUAUCACAUAUAUAAUGUCCUGCAGGAAUAAUAGGAAAGGACUUUUUACUGUAUUGUUUCAGUUUUCUAAUGUGGAUCUAGAUAACAAUGUGUUUGACUUAAAUGGUAUUGAGUUUCAUAGUCCUCAUCUCGACUGAUAGAAUGUUUUGUGGAUUUUCCAUGUGGGGGUUUAUUUCCAUUUACUGAUUCAGAUUUCAGAUUAAGUUCCCAAAUAAUGUGCAUACAUUUUACUCCAGAUGUGUGUGUGUGUGUGUAAUAUAUUCAAACAUCCCUUGGAAAACUUCUCACUGAAAUAGUGUUUCCGAAAUGGGAGAAAAGUUACUAAUUUUCAAGAUUGUAAUUGUUAUAUUUGCUUGAAUUGGCCUGAAAUAGGUUAUCAAAGUGAGUCCCCAUAGAAAAGGUUUUGGAGAGACACUGUU
This is a messenger RNA of Solea solea (common sole), 2236 nucleotides long. Its product is annotated as E3 ubiquitin-protein ligase TRIM39-like. The coding region runs from base 128 to 1738 and encodes 536 amino acids. NCBI's taxonomy places the organism in Eukaryota, Metazoa, Chordata, Actinopteri, Pleuronectiformes, Soleidae. The record is from RefSeq and is a predicted model, not a curated record. Gene Ontology annotation, molecular function: protein binding; zinc ion binding. The transcript has a single exon.